AUGUCCCAGUUCAUUAUCGUCGAUAAUGGAUCAUAUAAUAUAAAGUCCGGGUACUCCACUUUCGAGGAGCCAAUGAUACAAUCUAAUUCCAUAACGAAAACCAAAGAUGGAUCGAUCUAUAUAAGUAACGAUUACCGUAACACCAACAAUCAUAGUGGAAUAAUAUUCAAAAGACCUCACGAUCAAGGUAAUUUAGUAUCAUGGGAAACUGAAAAAUUAGUAUGGGACUAUGCUUUCAAUGAAAUAUCCACUCAAUAUAUUACACUGUCAAAAACAAGCAAAUCUAAAUCAAAAACCAUGGAUUUUUCAUCAGAUUCUGAAAUAGACUUCAAAUCUUUGGGGUUAAUCUUGACAGAAACUCCAUUUCAACUACCUCAGUUAUCCAUUAACACUGAUCAAAUAGUAUUUGAAGAAUUUGAAUUCCAAAAUUAUUAUCGUUGUAUACCCCAGUCUUUGGUGCCUUGGACUUUAGAUACAGACAUAGAAAAUGAUUUCAAUUUAAUCAUUGAUUGUGGAUUUAAUGCUACCUGGAUUAUUCCUGUUAUAUAUAAAUCAGUUUACUGGAAGGGAGUAAAGAAACUUCCUAUAGGAGGUAAACUUUUGAAUGGGUUAUUACGAGAAUUUAUAUCUUUCAGACAUUAUGACAUUAAUGAAGAUCCCAUAUUGAUCAAUACUAUUAAAGAAUCGACGUGUUUCAUGGCAGCAAAUUUCAAUGAAGCUUUAAAAACUAAAGAAGCUAACUACUGUCAGUUUAUAUUACCUGAUUUCAAAACCACUACUACGGGUUAUGUCAAGAAAAAUGAUGGAAAACCUCUUCAAGAUAAUGGAGAUUUACAGAGUCUAAAUUUAGUUGACGAGAGGUUCGUUAUACCAGAAUCAUUAUAUCAUCCGGAAAUCAUAUUUGACAAUUCUCCUAAUAAUAACUCCAUUAUUCAUUCAACUUCAUUCAAGAAUUUAUCAGAUUUAGUCAUAGAGUCUAUAAUGUCAUCCCCAGAGAUCGCACGUCCAUUAUUAUCACAAAACAUUUCUAUUGUUGGAGGAACAUCCUUAUUACCCAAUUUCAGUGAAAGAUUGAAAACGGAAAUCUCAAAAGAGUUACCCCAAGAUUGGAAGAUUAAAAUUUUACAUAAUGACUAUAGAAAUGAUUUAACCAAUUGGUAUGGAGGUUUGAUAUUAUCGCAAUCAGAUAUUAUUGAUAACAUUACUAUCUCAAAACAAGAUUAUUAUGAACAUGGGUCUAAUUGGUGUCAGAAACAAUUUGGGUUUAAAAAUAUAUAA
Yamadazyma jaroonii is the source of this 1278-nucleotide messenger RNA. Lineage: Eukaryota; Fungi; Ascomycota; Pichiomycetes; Serinales; Debaryomycetaceae. The record is from the annotation of a GenBank genome assembly.